AUGUUGAUGUUUAUUAUUCUUUUUCAUCUAUGUCUCAUUAAAACCGUACUCACAACGUGUCAUCGGUAUUUUGCAAUCGAAACAAAUUUAAGUGAGGUUGAGGUAAAUAAUUUGAUCGGUGGUUUUGGAGGUACAGUCACUGGAAGUCUACCUUAUCAAAAUGUUUACGAAGUUAGUUACUCCAAAUGCAAUGAAAAUAAAUGGCCUUCAUUUGGUUCCUUAAGACGAUCGCGAAGAAGCAUUCAUGAAACGUUUCAGGAAAGCAUCAAAAGUCAUCCCAAGAUUCAAGAAAUUAAACCACUCAAGAUUCUAAACGUUGAAAAACGUUUCACCAUAUAUAAUUCUCAAUUCGAUGCAAAUGUAGCUGGAAGUUUGAAAAAGACUCCAUUACCGAAAGAAAUGGUGACUGAGGCUGAUGCCGAAUACAAUCGACAAUACAUCGAAUAUGCCAAAAAAAUUAGAACUGCUGUAAAUGUAAAUGAUCCAGCAGCACACUAUGUAUGGCAGUACCUCAAUGAUGGUAGUAGUGUUAGUCCUUUAAUUGGACUUGAUAUUAAUUUAUAUCCAAUAUUCUUGGAGAAUGUCACUGGUAGAGGAACAAAUGUUGUUGUAUUAGAUGAUGGAUUAGAUACAAGUCAUCCCGAUUUACAAGACAAUUAUGAUGAGACAAUAUCUGUUAAUAUGGAUAGACCGGAACAGAAUGGGUUAAGUCCACGUGGACCAAGCAAAAUUAUUCCUGAGAAUGAUGGACAUGGGACAAGAUGUGCCGGUCUUGCUGGCGCAGUAAUGAAUAACAGUUUUUGUUCUCAUGGUGUUGCACCAAAAACUAAAUUGGGAGGUAUACGUAUAUUAACUGGACCAGUUACAGAUUUUGUAGAAGCUAGAGGUUUAUCGUAUAAAGUUGAAUUAAUCAAUAUAUUUUGUUCAUCAUGGGGACCAUCUGAUGAUGGUAUUACAAUGGAUCUACCACAUAAAUAUACAAAAGAUUCAUUAAGUUAUGGUUUAGCAAAGGGUCGAAAUGGUUUAGGUUCAAUUUAUAUUUUUGCUUCUGGAAAUGGUGGUUUAUUUGGUGACAGUUGUGGUGCUGAUGGAUUUGUCAGUUCACCAGAUGUAAUUGCUGUUUCAGCAAUAGAUAAUCUUGGUCAAAAAACUAUGUAUUCAGAACCUUGUUCUGCAAUUCGUGUAUCAGUUCCUGUUGGUGGAUCACCUGAAUUGUCUGAUAUGAAUAUUUUGCCUACUACAAUGGAAAAUGAUAAAUGUAUGAAGAGUUUUAUGGGUACCUCAGCAGCUGCUCCAAUGUUCGCAGGAUGUCUAGCAUUAGCACUAGAAGCAAAUCCUCAAUUAACAUGGCGUGAUAUAUCACAUUUAUUACCAUGGAGUUCACGUAUACCUAAUCCAACUGAUAAAGGUUGGUUAGUUAAUGGUGCUGGAUUAUUUUAUCAUCCAUAUAUUGGAUAUGGUACAAUUGAUUGUUAUCGUUUAGUUAAAUUAGCACAAAAAUGGAAUUUAAUUGGACCAUUAUGUGUUUUAAUUUAUAAAAAUGAAUUAUAUAAUGUACCAGAUAAUUGGGCUAAUUUACAGGGUAAAAAGAAAACAGAUAAUUUACAACAUUUAUUUCAAUGUGAUGAUCAAUGUUCAAAAAGUAUUAUACAUCAAUAUAAAUCGGAAUAUUCACAAAGCUGGCCACUUAAAUCUAAAUCCGACACCGUAAUUUAUUUCAAUAUAACUGAUUUAUCUGGACUUACUAAAUAUUCAUUAGCACAGAAUAUUGCUGAAAAUACACCAUGUCAAGUUGAUAUGGUUGAACAAGUUAUUCUUCAUAUAAAAUGGAAACAUUCAUGUCGUGGAAGUUUAGAAAUGCAUUUAAUCAGUCCAUCCAAUACUGAUGCAUUAAUAUUAGGUCAACGAAAAUUAGAUACGUAUACAGGUGAAGGAUCAAUGAUAUUUACAUCAGUGGUACAUUGGGGUGAAAUAGCCGCUGGUUUAUGGAAGUUAAAGAUUCAUGAUCAUGGACAAUGCGAACCAAAACAAUCCACUGGUAGUAAUAAUCAUAACAAUAUCAAUGGUUUCAUCACAAGUGUUCAGCUAACAAUUCGUGGAACAUCUAAAAAUGACAAUGGAUUUACUAUGAAUAAAAACGUACUAGAACCAUUAUUGACAACAGUUGGUAAAACAGCUUUGGCCACUCAUUCUGGACAUGAAUUACAAGCAGAAGAAAUUAAAAAUACAUUUAUAGAACAAAGAGAUUUAUCAUUUUCACUUUCUAAAUCAAUAUUUUACAACCUCCAUGAUGGACGAUGCCACUGGAUCGUUAACUUUUUGGUGCACGGGUUGAUUAAAUUAAGUAGUCAUUCAAUUUAUUCUUGUGGACGAAAACGCUUUUUUUAUCAACCUCGUCUUAUAAUGGUUACGAAGCAACGUUUAAAACUUGAUUCGAAACUGUUUCUAGCUAAAAUAAAAGAAGAUCGUAAGAAAAUUUUUAGUAUGGUGGAGAAAUUAGCGGAACACUCCGUUUUAUUCAAACAGCAUGCCAAAGAAUUUUCCAAUACGGCAAAACAUCUUAUCUCUGUUAUGAAAUCUACAGAUGAUCAUAAAGUUUAUCUAAACUCCAUAGCGGAAACAGAACUCAUUGUUUUCUCGUUGAAUGUCAUGCUAAAAUCAUCUGGAGCUCGUCAUAUUUUAGUUGAAAAGGAAUUGUUUGCCUCAUUGAAUGAAUUAGAUCAAUCACUUAAUAGUAUUUCACCUCCAUUUAAUGAUACAACUUUGAGAGAGCUGUCUAUCCAGUACCGAAAUAAAGAUCAGCAUAAUUCAAGUGAACAGGACCCGGGUCCAGUGAGAAUUUCAUACGACAAUAAUGAUACUGAAUCAAUUGUAACUAAUCCAAAUGUGGAAGAUUGUCAAACACUAUCUUAUGAUAAUAACAAUAAUGAUGUAACCAUGAAAUCUGUCAUUAAAGCUGAUUGCAACUCCUCUACUAAACAGUCAAAACGCAAAUCUCUAAAACGUAUGAAAAAGUCUAGUAGUAGUGAUGAGGAGUGCUUGGCUUGUAAAUAA
Messenger RNA from Schistosoma rodhaini, 3054 nucleotides. The record is from the annotation of a GenBank genome assembly. NCBI's taxonomy places the organism in Eukaryota, Metazoa, Platyhelminthes, Trematoda, Strigeidida, Schistosomatidae.